CGACUCGGCGCCAUCGAUAGCCACGAACAAUCGACAGACCCACCACCACUAUUGUUUAUUUUGUUUUUCGUCGUUUUUGGAUUCUGAUUUAAAUCACCUCGCGGCGAAAAUCGGGAAAUUCUGAGCAAGCUCGUCGUCUAUUUAAAUUCUCAGUGUAAACAACACGACUGGCAUUUAACGCUCCCACCAAAAAAGAAAACCCCACCAAAUCAAGAGCUGCAAUUUUGUGGAUCCUCAAAAUGUGCGACGAGUCCAUUGAAAAUGUGGAGCAUCAAGACCACCAUGUGCACUUCGACACGAACACGGUCAAGGAUGACUUCGAAUCGGACAGCUGUGUGACAUAUCAGAGGUCGGGCGACACGAUUGUGGUGAGCCUGGGCUUUCUGCAGAUCAGACAUCGCUACCUGAUCGAGCUGAAGCUGCCAACGUCGCUUUUCGGCGAUGCCAAGACGCUGGCCAGCAAGUUUGAGCCGGUGAUCAGCGCCACACCGAGUUUGCACUGCAGGAUCACGGAGUUCGAGGGCACCAAGCACGACGAACACGACUUUUUCGAGAUGAAAAUCGAGUUCUUUGCCUACAAGGAGAAGCUGCUGCGCGAGGUCCUUCACAUAGUCAGCUCAUCCAACGCCAAGGAGCUGCUACAGCUGGUGAUCGCCGCCCGAGUGUUGGGAAAGGGCAAAGGAACACCUAUGCUGCGGACGGGAAUCCACUGCAUCGGCGUCGAGAAGGAUGACGAUGAGUCGGAGGCCUCAGAUUUCGCUGGCUUUGACAGCAAGCCCUAAGCUGGAAUCCCAAUUACCGCCUUGCCGCAACUUGUUUUCUUAGUUAAUUGCAAAUAUUUGCAUAGUUCUUAAGUGAAAGAGAAGAAAAUAAUAUGUAACAUUAGCUAUUACCUACACAGUUAUUGUGUACGUAAAACUCAUUCAGCAUUUACAUUUAGGUUUUGGUUUCAGUUUUGCUUAUUGUACUUAACAUUUGUAAAAUAACCGUGUCCGUUUGUGUUGCACGUGAGUGGACGAACUGCCAAUAAUUCUUGACAUUUUGAUUGAUAUUCAAGACCAUGUUAUGCCCAAAAUUCUUGAUUUCGCCAGUAAGAUAAAAAUGUUAAACAGUUUGUCUUUAAAUGAAUUUCGACAUGUAUUAAAGCAAUCUGAACAAUUUAACUGGGACGCAGAGACAGUCCAGCUUAUAUGUUUUUAAAAAUUUUAGAUAUCGCUGUACAUACAUAAAAUCGUAUUUAUUUAUAUUCCAUAUAACUGCACCACAUACAAAUUACUGUCACAAAAAUAUCUGUUUGAAAUAUAUUCUCAGAACUACACAGAGACCAAACUUUGGACCUUUUUCAAAUGUGUAUAGAAAUGUAAUGCAAGCCGAAAAAUUAACUAACCCUGAAGUAUGCAAAACCAGAUGCAAUUUAUUGUAUGACCAAAUCGAAGUGCUCGUUACGUAAAAACUAUAAUCUUUAAUAAAACAGGAUAUUAAAUCUUUUUGACUAUAAUUAGCCCAGAUUUAUAUUUAGAGAGGGCGUUUUGAUAAUCUAAUCAUGUUGAUAACAUUUUGCACUGUCGAUUGUAUAAAAGGCACAGUAACCAAUUAACUAGAUUUUGUAAAUUGUAAUCUUUAAUCUGUUUAAGGAUAACCAAUUGGAUCCCAUUAUCAUACGAAAGAAUACCAUUUAAGUUAAUUAUGGAUUAAGCAAUUAGGGAGCUGCUUAAGAUGCCGUAAAUAAAAUUCGUUAAAAGACCCAGGAGGACUUGAAACUUA
Drosophila erecta is the source of this 1764-nucleotide messenger RNA. Its product is annotated as UPF0687 protein C20orf27 homolog. Bases 240 to 782 code for a protein of 180 amino acids. Lineage: Eukaryota; Metazoa; Arthropoda; Insecta; Diptera; Drosophilidae. The record is from RefSeq and is a predicted model, not a curated record. The transcript is spliced from 2 exons.